AUGGGCUUCGCGUCUUGCCAGUGGCCCAUCUGGCAGGUCGACGACCUGACAUUGUGCUUCCAGCAGGACUAUCUCAAAGUGCUGCUGCCAGUGAUACUUAUAUCUCUGUCCUUCCUCGCCCUCGUGCUUCAGAAUGUCCGCCGAGCUGUCAAGAUAAAAAAGGAGGACGGCUACACGCCGGUGCACGCCAAUGGAGAUGCUGCACGAGCCCACACGGAGCUGCCUCCGGAAGAGGAGCCAAUUGACGAUUCUGAUGAUGAAGGGUUGACCAUCAGUGGCAACCUGGGCCGACUCGCCCUGGCCAAGACAACCACCAAAGGUUCCAUCGUGCAGGCGGAUGCGCCCAUCGGCAAGACCUUGUCUAUCGUCGCCGAAGAGGUUCUGGUUCUUGGUAUGGUCGUUGUGAACGCAACUGCACUUGCUACCGGCUCCUAUGGCGAGACCUCUCUGGCUUCCGCAAUCGGCCUCGUCGCCUGGCUCUAUGCAUUGGUGCUCGUGACUUUGCGCCUUGUUCUCGGAAAUACUCAGAGACGAGUCCCAGGCCUCUGGAACCACACCGCCGUCAUCUACGGCUUCCAAUGGCUCUUCGUUAUCCCUAUCUUUCGAUCGGUCCUGAUUCACCCAAGCUCGAAACUUACGCAAGUUCUCGUUAUCAUCGAAUUUGCUUUCACAACAGUGCUGUUUGGUAUUGCCAUCACAACCAGAAAGGGAAACAAGGUUAUCUUGUUGGAGUGGGAGGAUGGAAUCGAGCCGUCUCGCGAGCCAUUGGCUUCCAUCUUUUCCGAGUACACUUUCUCCUGGGUUGACUCCCUGGUCUGGCAGGGAUAUCAGGAACCCAUGGAAAUGCCCCAUGUGUGGAACUUGGCACCAAAGGACAAAGCCGCUGCCGUUCUCGCAACCUAUCGCCAGAUCAAGAAGACGACAAACCUCGCAAUUCACCUCCUAUCUUACUUCAAGGGCAUGCUCCUUGUUCAGACUGUUUGGGCUAUGCUGGCCGGGGUCUUCACUUUUGCACCGACUAUGCUUCUGAAAGCCAUUCUAGAAUACGUUGAGGACCCAUCCCAAGCUCCGCGCAAUGUCCUCUGGCUCUACGUCGUCCUUCUGCCGGUUAGUGACCUGCUAAAAUCCAUUGCUGACAAUCAGGCGCUGUGGAUCGGACGAAAGAUCUGCAUCAACAUCCGCGCCAUUCUGAUUGGAGAAAUUUACGCAAAGUCUCUUCGUCGCAAGGCCGCCGCUGGAAAGGACUCUGUCCUAGGAAAGACAGCGCAAGAUAAGAAGGAAAGUGAAGAGCCGAAGGGGCUUGUUGCGAAGAUUAAGCGCGUACUCCGACUCGAGAAGAAACAAGACCAGAGCAAUGGGGCCCCAGCCGCCGAUGGCGCGGAUGGUGCGAAAGAUAAGGACAAGAAAGAGGACAAUGACGAGCAAGCGAAUCUGGGCACUAUUAUCAACUUGAUGUCUGUCGACAGCUUCAAGGUGUCCGAAGUCACGGCGUAUCUCCAUUUCUUGGUCGCAUCGGCUCCUACACAACUGAUAGUCUGCAUCUUCCUCCUAUACCGCGUCAUGGGUUUGAGUGCCAUUCCUGGUUUCAUCAUCAUGGCGCUCCUUCUUCCGGUUAAUAUUUUCUUUGGAAAAGCCUUCAACAGCAGUCAGAAGAAGAUUAUGGCCGCAACUGAUAAGCGAAUCCACAUCACGAACGAAGUUUUACAGAAUAUUCGUAUCAUCAAGUAUUUCGCAUGGGAGCAGCGAUUCAGCGAGUUAGUCGACGAAAAGAGAAGGGCAGAACUGGCAGCACUACGGAAACGAUUCAUUAUCUGGGCCUCUGCUGUAGGCGUGUGGCUCAGUGUACCAGUCCUCAUCACCUUCUUCUCGUUCUUUGUUUAUACGGUCAUCGAAAAGAAGCCAUUGUAUCCAUCGGUUGCUUUCACUGCUAUUUCGCUGUUCAUGCUGCUUCGGUUCCCCCUGGAUCAGAUCGGAGACAUGAUCGCUCACGUUCAGGAGUCUCAAGUAUCAAUUGACCGUAUCGAAGAGUUCCUGUCCGAGGCGGAGACUGAAAAAUUCGAGCAACUUGGCGAGGACAACACUGAUGAAAAUGGAAAGAAAGCUAUUGGGUUCAGGAAGGCCACUUUCAUCUGGGGCAGCAAGGAUGCCGUUGCCGAAGACGGCUCAAUGGCAUUCCGACUCUUGGACUUGGAUAUCGAUUUUAAGAUUGGCAAACUUAAUGUCAUUACCGGCCCUACGGGAUCCGGCAAGACUUCGAUGCUUAUGGCUCUGCUUGGAGAGAUGACUAUCAUGGAAGGAAGGGUCUACCUACCCGGCGGACGAAGCCGUGAAGAUGUGCGGCCCGAUCCUGAAACCAACCUCGCUGAUACAUGUGCCUAUGUUGCUCAGCAGGCUUGGCUCGUUAACGCAAAUAUCAAGGAGAACAUAUUAUUUUCCGCUCCCUUGGAUGAGAAGCGGUACAAGGAUGUCAUUGUAGCUUGUGCCUUGGAACGAGAUCUCGAGAUCCUCGAUAAUGGCGAUGAAACUCUUGUUGGCGAGAAAGGCAUAACCCUCUCGGGCGGUCAGAAACAACGAAUCUCUCUGGCUAGAGCUGUCUAUUCCAACUCGCAGCACUUGCUUCUUGACGACUGCUUGAGCGCGGUUGACUCUCACACCGCUCAAUGGAUCUUCAACAAUUGUCUCAUGGGACCUUUGAUGCAUGGUCGUACCUGUAUCCUUGUUUCACACAACAUCCCACUUACAGUUCCUCACGCCAAUUUCGUUGUUGUGAUGAACAAUGGCCGUGUGACGCACCAGGGUGAGACUCAGGAGAUUAUCGCCACUGGCGCUCUCGGAGAGGAUGUUCAAAAGAUCAAGCCAAUAUCUAGGACUGUAUCAAGAGUUCCUUCUCGAGUACCGUCGAGCGUUGGUGAAGAGAGCGGCGACACCCUUGUCAAUGGCGAAGUGAACGGAGACCAUAUUUCCAAGCCCAGUGAAUCUGGCACUAAAAAGCAGAAGAAGGAGCUUCCGGAAGAGACCAAGGCAACUGGCGCCGUGAAAUGGCCCGUCCUCAAGCUUUACUUGACUUCAAUGGGCUCUUGGUGGUUCUGGACUGUAGCUGUGUUUGUGUUCAGUCUUCAACAGCUGAUGGGUGUUGCAUCGAACGUCUGGGUCAAGGAAUGGGCAAAUCAAUACACCACAGAGGAGGUCUCGAAGAUUCAGUUCAACGCGAACUCCCUGAGUCCUUCAAGUCACUCAGUUUCACCAACUUACUUCGCAUCGAUUGCCAACUAUGCUAAGCCCCAGAACUGGCUGCAAAGCAACUCUUCAGAUUUCUCCGCGACGCAGGGACCGCAUGUCAAUGUGGCCUAUUACCUAGGCAUUCUUGCUGUCAUUGGUGUGAUCAAUUCCCUGGCUGCAUUAGUUAGAGAUUUGUGGCUCUUCUUUGGCUCCCUGAAUGCAUCAUGGAAGCUCCACAAUCGCUUGAUGAGCGCGAUAACAACAGCCAGAUUCACAUUCUUCGAUGUAACGCCUCUUGGCCAGAUGAUGAACCGCUUCAGCAAGGAUCUGGAAGGAGUCGAUCAAGAAGUCGCGCCGACGGCUAUUGGCGUGAUGGCUUGCGCUUUGGGCGUGGGCGUCACUGUGGCUCUGAUUGCUGCAAUCACUCCUGGUUUCUUGAUCGCUGGCGUAUUCAUCACCGUAGCAUACGUUGCUUUGGGAAUGUUCUACCUUACUUCAUCUCGCGAUCUAAAGCGAUUGGAAUCGGUGCAGAGGAGUCCUCUCUUCCAGCAAUUUGGUGAGACGCUAUCUGGUGUCACCACCAUCCGUGCAUAUGGUGAUGAGAGACGUUUCAUCCGGGACAAUCUGAGCCGAAUCAACAGCCAACUACGUCCUUUCUACUUCCUCUGGGGUGCCAACAGAUGGCUUGCCUUCAGGACUGACAUCCUUGGUGACUUUGUUGCUUUCUUCGCUGGUGUAUUCGUCAUCAUCAGCUUAGGUCGCAUCGAUCCCGGCUCUGCUGGUCUGUCACUCAGCUAUGCCAUUGGUUUCGCUGACAAUAUCCUUUGGCUUGUACGUCUGUACGCUAUGAACGAACAGAACAUGAACUCCGUUGAGCGUAUCAAGGAGUAUCUCGAGAUUGAGCAGGAAGCCGAUGCUAUUGUCGAGAAGAAUCGACCUCCAGAGAACUGGCCGAGCCAAGGCUCUGUUGAGUUCAUUGGAUACACCACGAGGUAUCGGAAAGAUUUAGAGCCGGUCCUUCGGAAUCUCAGCUUCAGGAUUGGUGCUAGAGAGAAGGUUGGCAUCGUUGGCCGGACAGGUGCAGGAAAGAGUUCUUUGGCUCUUGCAAUUUUCCGAGCGCUAGAGGCUGAUGAGGGCAAGAUCCUCAUUGACGAUGUCGAUAUUGGGUUGAUUGGCUUGCGCGACCUGCGUGAGGCAAUCACCAUCGUUCCCCAGGAGCCCACACUAUUUACGGGCACUAUCCGGAGUAACCUGGAUCCAUUUAGCGCUUACACCGACGAGGAGAUAUUUGCAGCCCUUCGUCGUGUGCAGCUUAUCGCUCCCCAUGAAUCUACUACAAGACCGGCUUCUGCAAACGCCUCCGUUCCCCCUACACCCACUAUUGCCCAGUCGAGUAUCGAAUCAUCGCAGUUGCUCGUCCCACCAACGCCGACGGCAAGCAACAGGAAUAUCUUCCUUGACCUUUCAUCGUCCGUGGCGGAAUCGGGUUCAAACCUGUCGCAGGGCCAGAGACAGCUUCUGUGUCUCGCUCGGGCCAUGCUUAAGAACCCUAGAGUUCUUGUGAUGGACGAGGCAACAGCAUCCAUCGACUACGCGACUGACUCCAAGAUUCAGGAGACAAUACGGGAGCUUACCAGCACUACAAUCACCAUCGCACAUCGUCUGCAGACCAUUGUGGACUAUGACAAGGUGUUGGUGCUCGAUAAGGGCGAGAUCGUUGAGUACGGCCACCCGUGGGAGCUGAUGAAGAACAAGGAAGGCAGCUUCCGCAGCAUGUGCGACAUGUCGGGCGACUACGACGUGCUGGCCAAGGCGGCCAAGAAGGCGUGGAAGGAGAAGCACGAGCUGGUGGAUGUAGACGAUGAGAGCGACAAGGACGGGGGCAAGGGGCCAAACUUGACAGGCACACACCCAGAGCCGGCGGCGUCAUCGUCGCUAGCGGGCAUAACGCACAACCUGCCGCUCAAGACGGCGUACUACACCGCCCAGGUGCCCGUCUGGCUGGACCUGGUCACCUCGCCGUCCGAGUGGGCCGCGUCGUUCCUCGCCCCUGAGGCCAAGGAGGUGCUGGAGGUGCUCGGCGGCGUCGUGGUCGUCUUCUCGGUGCAGAGCGGCGCGGGCGCCGCGUCGGUGAGGGAAGCCAGGGAGCUCAUCGGCCACGUGGGGAAGGUCGUGAAGGAAGGCCUGGGCGGCUGGGACUGGGAUGGCGUGAGCCUUGGGAUCGGGGUUGGCGAUGCCGACUUUGAUGAUCUGGACGAGUGGGACGAGGUGUGCGCGGAGUGGGGCCUUGAGUUUGUCCAUGCGAAGGGCCAGACGGCUGAUGUCAAGAAUGAAUUUGGAGAAAGGGUUGGCGUGGCGAGGGCACUCGAAGCUCUGGAGUCGAAUGACUGGGCACAGGCUACAGGUCUGGAUGACGACGACGAUGCUCUGGAUGGUUCUGAAUUUGGAGACUUUACUGCCCCCACCGCAAAGAGCAACGAUGCAACGAAUAAAGACGACGAGGAAGACGCAGAUUUUGACCCUGAGGACCUUGACUUUGGCUUUGACAGAGAAGAUUUUGCUGGCCUCAGGCAAGCCAUCUGGAGUGCUAGCAGCGACCGUGAACAAGGCGCCUCUGGUGAUAAGGGAGGGCCUGGAGAUCCUAGACCUAGCAACGAGGAGAUAGGGGACGAGGAUGUUCAGAAGCUAGAGCGCAUGAUGCGCAAGUUACAAGCUGUGAGAGACAUGAAUGAAGGUCUACCAGAGGAGCAGAAGAGGCGCAAAGCGAAACAAGCUGUGGAAGAAGUAAUGAAAGAGCUAUAG
Molecule: messenger RNA, 6021 nt
Organism: Phaeoacremonium minimum UCRPA7
Lineage: Eukaryota; Fungi; Ascomycota; Sordariomycetes; Togniniales; Togniniaceae
Product: putative atp-dependent bile acid permease protein
Exons: 5
Coding region: 1-6021 (2006 amino acids)
Biological process (GO): transmembrane transport
Cellular component (GO): fungal-type vacuole membrane; fungal-type vacuole
Molecular function (GO): ABC-type peptide transporter activity; ATP binding; ATP hydrolysis activity
Source: RefSeq, a predicted model, not a curated record